Molecule: messenger RNA, 1820 nt
Organism: Nylanderia fulva
Lineage: Eukaryota; Metazoa; Arthropoda; Insecta; Hymenoptera; Formicidae
Product: elongation of very long chain fatty acids protein baldspot
Biological process (GO): fatty acid elongation, polyunsaturated fatty acid; fatty acid elongation, monounsaturated fatty acid; fatty acid elongation, saturated fatty acid
Cellular component (GO): endoplasmic reticulum membrane
Molecular function (GO): fatty acid elongase activity
Source: RefSeq, a predicted model, not a curated record
GUGUGCGAAGCCACGCACAAGGCAAGAAAGUACAAGACGACGAGCAACGGACGAGGCGGCAGUCUCGCGCGGCUCGUCCUGUAGUAAAAAGUGCGAGUAUGGCGAGUUGACUCAGAACGAGGCCGGGACGUUUUGCACACUCCUCACACACACACACUUAUACACAGGGAGAGAGAGAGAGAGAGAGAGAGAGAGUCGGUAUAUAUUAAAGCGCCGCGCGAGACGACGAGGAUAUUGAGAGAGGAUCUUGAGAGAGAGUGCUCGCGCUCUCUUCCUUCUCCAGGACGGAUUUUUGUUUAUCCGUCUACUCUCUCGAGUAUCUCAGGAGGCGCCGGUGAGACUCCUGUAAAGGAAGUGGCCUUGCCCACACACAAUAUACAUAUAUAUAUAUAUAUAUAUACACAACGUCGGGAACGUCGUUCGUAACUCGCCGGUCUCUCGCGGCCGCGAGUUCUCUCUCUCUCCCUUUCGACGUUUGACAGCUCCACGCUUGAACCAGUGCGUGCCUGAAGACCCAGCGAACGUUCGCGCUCGACGAGUCUGAAAAUCUACGAGGAGUAGCAUCAGUUAUCUAGAAAGACGAAUAAAAGACAAGAGCAUCGAAGAUGAAUAAGGUGGAUUAUAUGGAGGUGACCCUCCCGAAUUAUUCCUACAUCUUUAAUUUCGAAGAGACAUUCAGCCACUACGAGACCAAGCAAUGGAUGAUGAAGAAUUGGACGAAUGGUUUCUAUUACUGCGGAUUGUACAUGAUCUUAAUAUUCGGCGGACAACUUUAUAUGGCCAGCAGGCCCAGAUUCGAACUCAGGGGAAUACUGUGUCUUUGGAAUACGUUAUUGGCUACCUUUUCUAUCAUCGGUUUCACCAGAACGGCGCCCGAAUUAAUUCACGUACUCAGGCAUCACGGAUUACACCAUAGCAUUUGUAUACCAAGCUUCAUCGAACAGGAUUGCGUGUCGGGCUUCUGGACAUGGAUGUUCGUGUUGUCGAAGCUCCCUGAAUUAGGCGACACUAUCUUUAUCGUGUUGCGUAAACAGCCGUUGAUCUUCCUGCACUGGUAUCAUCACAUCACCGUCCUACUGUACUCCUGGUUCUCAUAUUCGGAGCAUACCGCGUCCGCGCGAUGGUACGUCGUGAUGAACUACUGCGUUCACUCGAUCAUGUACACCUACUACGCUCUCAAGUCGAUGCGGUACAAGCCACCUAAAGCGAUCUCCAUGGUAAUCACCGGGUUACAGCUCGCCCAGAUGGUGAUCGGCUGCGCCAUCAAUAUAUCCGCCUACCAAUAUCUGGAGAGCGGCAAAGUGGACUGCCACAUCACUCGCAUGAAUAUCAAUUUUAGCUUCGCGAUGUACUUCAGCUAUUUUGUCUUAUUCGCGCGAUUCUUCCACAAGACGUACCUGGCCGGAAAGAAGGCCGACAAGAAGCACUUUGCUAACAGCGCACCUGGUCACAUCGGCUAUAACGAUAAGCUCAAAGCCAAUUAAGGCUGUAAUCAGCACACCAAAACGCCCGGGCGUUUCAUUUCUCUAAUCUUUCUGCUGGUUUUUCUUUCUUUUUACUUUCAUCUGACUUUCUUUUUUUCUAUCUUUUGUUUUUUUCACGCCGCUGGUCGACGUAGCCAUACAUCCAGGAUCUAUUUAUACUAGGAGAUAAUAGGGGUUAACGGCUUCUAGGAUUCACGCAUUUAGUUGCUAUUACCAUUUAAACCAAUGAUUUUUGAACUGUGAUGUGAAUUUUAAAUUAUUAAGUAUAAUACUUAGUUCUCUACUUAAAAAUUACUUUAUUGAGUAAUAAUUACAUGUAAAAUAAAAUUGAGUAUA